This is a messenger RNA of Parascedosporium putredinis, 5703 nucleotides long. NCBI's taxonomy places the organism in Eukaryota, Fungi, Ascomycota, Sordariomycetes, Microascales, Microascaceae. The record is from the annotation of a GenBank genome assembly.
AUGAGCGUCCAUGAGGGUUCCAACAUCUCCAGCGUCGUCUACGAUCUCAAGCGCCGCAGCUCGGCGGAGCUCGGCUCGGAUACGUCGGCCCGGCUGCUCAGCACCGGCCAUGACUCGAUACUCGAAUGGAUCCGCGCCCAGCGCAUGAGCCAGCUGCCCCCGAGGGAAGCAACUACGACAAGCUACCUGGCUGCUCAGCUUGCCUACGGCUAUUGUGCUCUCCUUCUUGAGCUGGGGAAAGAGAAUGCGCCGGCCCUGAUGAUCUCCUUUGGCCUCUUCUACAACAUGUCGGGAUCCCUCGUCAACAUCCUGGAGCGCACCGAGAUGUUCGCCCUGUCCCAGGACAUCAAGGAGCAGCUCGUCCUAUGCCUGUCCGACCUGGUGACUCUGGUCGCUAGUGUCUCCACCCACUUCCACAAGGCAAUCAGCGGCUUGAUGAGCUCCUCCAUAUCGAUCAACAUCUACAACAUUUUCCCCACCCAGAUCAAGGCUUUCAUCGACCGCUGCAACAAGACUGCUGAAUCCAUGUGGAGGCACCAACUCAUCAAGGAGGGUUGGAUGCCAACAAAGGCCAUCAAGUCCUGGGUGGCGCCAGAGGACCAGGUGCUCCGGAACCUCGUCAGCUCCACUUCCCACGUCGCUCACGACCGCGAGGAGCUCACCUGCCUCUGGAUGGCCCCGUACCUGACACGCUUCUUCAAGAGUGACAAGAAGACCCUGUCCAUUAGCGGCAAGCAGGGAUGCGGCAAGACCGUUUUGGCCUCCGUCGUUGUCGACUAUCUUCAGCACCCUAUUGGUGGCGUCACGUACAGCACCAUUUUCGUUCCCAUCAACAGCCGAGUCCCGACUGAAACCUCGUCCCACGCCAUCGCCAAGGCCAUCCUCACCCAGCUCCUCGACAAGCGCAUCGGCAACGUGGAACUCCUCCAAGUCCUGACCGCCGCCAUGCAGCGCAGCCACAAGGCCCGUACCAUGAAACAGUACGAGGACAUCGUCUGGACCGCGCUCGCCGACGCUCUCGCCUCGCAGCUGCCCGGCGCCAAGGAGCUCGUCAUCGUCGUCGACGGCAUGGACGAGGCAUUGGGCGGCGAGCAGGCCCUCCUCAGCCGCUUGAACGCGGCCGUCAAGAACGUGGAUAACCUGCGCGUCAUCACCCUCGGCUCCGACAAGGCUACACCGUCCCAGGCUCUGAGCAGCAUCGCCAUUAACGACGACCUCAUCUUUGACGACAUCGUCGCGGUGGUGCGGGGCCAGUUUGACGGCUGCAAGGUGUUCUCCUCCAUGUCCGAGCUCGAGCAGGAGACCGCCGUCACCCGCAUUGCCACGGCGUCCAACGGAUCGUUCCUCUGGGCUAAGCUUGCCUCGAAGCGCAUCCGCCAGGAGACCACCGUCGAAGCCCUCCGUAAAGGCGUCGACUCCAUGGUCGACUCCAAGCCGGCCAUCAAGGACUUGACCAGGCUGUUCUUGCAGAACCCCGACGUCAAGGCCCCUGCCAAGCACUUGCUUCUCUGGCUGGCUACCGCUGAACGACCCCUCUCCAUCCGCGAGCUGACCGCCCUGUCCGUCGUCCAGCUCGAGAAGCAGUCGGUGCUUGAUCCCGCCGACCCGGAUCUCCUCGGCACCCUCAAGCCCGUCAACUCUCUCGUCUUCCUGCAGGACGGCCUCGCCUACCUCCGCCACGGGCUCAUCCGCACCGCCCUCAUCGAGCUCUUUUCCAAGGGAAAGCUCACAUCCGGAAUCAAGGACCGGCACGAAGACCUCGCCGUGCGCUUGCUCCUGUACACCAAGAGCAGCGUCACCGAGCAGCACGAGAUCUCGCUGAGCGCCAUGACCAGCCACGACUCGAACCAGCUCAUCUCCAAGUACCCGCUGCUCGAUUUCGCCGCGCGCCACUGGCCUACCCAUGCGCGCAGCAUCGAUAGCUACAGCAAGGACGGCAACUUGGCCGCGAACCUCUGGCAGAGGAAGCCCGCGCCCGUGUACCUGGCCAAUCUCACCAUGAUGACCGAUGUGUACCGCCAGCUGCUCACCCCCAAGCACCUGGUCACGUUGCAGUCGGUGAUCCUGCUAGCCACCGCGUACCAGCGUGUCGAACUCACCGACAAGGCUAUUCCCCUCCUCUACGACGCCACCAUCAGCGCCAAGAACGUCCUCGGUAUUCGUGACACCGUCACGAUGCAAAUCUCCAGCCUCUUCGUCCAGAUGACCUCCUCUUCCGAGAGCCGCCAGUUCGACGUCAGCAAGCGGGAGGAAAUCCUGCUCAUCCUCGUCGAGUGCUACAAGAUCCAGUACGGCAAGACCUCGGAGAACGUCAUCUCCACCCUGCGCAUCCUCGUGGAGCACUACCGCGCCACCGGCCAAGAGCAAAAGGCCCAGCAGCUCAGCACCUCCAUCGAGAAACCCGCGGCCGAGAAUGGCGUGAGCCUCCUCCUCGACGUCGAGGAGCACGACGAGCUCCUGGAGGGUGUGCGCUCGUACGACUUUGAAUUCUCCCUCACGCAGGCGGAAAAGUACGCGACCGAGGGCCGCAACGAGAUGGCGGAGCACAUCUUCAUCGAGGUCUGGCAGCGUGCUAGCCGCGAGUACCGCGUGCACCACUCCGACGUAUGGGAGGAGAGGAAGCUCAAGGCCGUGCUUGCCUACAGCAGGUUCCUCGCGAGGCAGAAGCGCGACGUGGACGUCUCCGCUAUCUUGUCGAGCGUCUGGCAGGACUACAAGUCGAGGAACGCCAUGGCCAUGACGGAGACCUCGGCCACCCUCUUCCACCAGAUGGCUACCGUGAUGAAGGAGGCCGGCCUAUGCUCCGAGUCCCUGUCGGUUCUCAAGCACUGCGCGAGCUACUUCCAAAGCACCAACCGCACCCAGAGUUCCUCGUACAAGGAGAUCGAGCAAACCAUCAAGACCAGCUCCCGCGAGAUCAUGGAGAUGAUGAGCGCCUCCGACAAGACCCGCGGAAACAUCGACCAGACCACCAUCAAUGCCGUCUUCACCCUCGCUGGUCUAUACACCAGCCAGCACCGCUGGCACGACGCAACCCGCCUGAUCAAGCGCGUGCUUCGCUCCAUCUGGCCUUCGCUCUUCGCGUCCAGCGUGCAGGACGUCUCCGCCCCUUCCAAGCACGUCGACAGCUGCAUCGACCUAGCCCAGCGCCUCGCUUCCUGCUACCACACGCGUCGCCGGCUCACAAAGGAGGGCGAUUUGCGCCUGCGCAUCUACCGCGCGCUGCGAUCCAGCCGCAAGGUAGACGACCAGGUCCGCGAGCGCGCCACCAACCAGCUCAUCAGCUUCCUAGACAGCCAGUCGAACACGGAAAAGAUCAUCAAGAUCCGCCAGGAGAUGCUCGAGGACUUUAGCGCGCACUACGGGCCCGAGCACCCCAGCGUCAUCAAGAUGCUCUGGCAACUCGCCGAGCUGACCAAGCCCCGCCCCGUGCACGUGGAGUACUACCAAAAGAUCAUCCGCGCCGUCAACAAGAACUCGACCACCGUCAAGCAGGAAGCCUUUGAGCCCGUCACCAUUGUCGCCGGCGAGCUCUGGAACAAGGGCCUCUUCGACGACGCGCUCGGAUACUACAAGAUGCUGUUCGAAACCUUCCUCAAGGACCCCAAGGUCAGCCCCAAGUUCCAGGACCAGUCCUUUACGCGCGAGGUGUUCAACCGCUACGUCCACUGCGUCCGCAACUCUGGUAGCGGCUUUUCCGUGAUUCACAAGAUCACCACCGAAUACCGUAACCAAUGCAAGACUGUGAAUCCGAGCGCCACGAAGUCGAGGCCAUCUCUCUACGAGGAGCUCCUCAAGAUCGACUCGGCCGAGGUCAACCGCAAGGACAUCUCGGCCACGCUCGACUCCAUCUACGAGGAGCAGGUCGACUUGGCCACCUCGAACAAGUCGCAGACUGUGUCUUCCUCGCAGCUCGAGCGAGCUGUUACCGUGCUCCAGCAACGCACCGUCACUAUCCGCAAGACGCACGGAUGGGCGCACGAGGAGUCGCUGUCCAAGAUGACGGAACUUGCCACGCUGCGCAAGCAGCAGAACCAAGUCGAACUCCUCACCAAGGAGCUCAAGGAGGCGACGGUACAAGUUCUCAACCACGAGACCUCUUCGUCGCGCCUCAUCGCCGCGGCUUCGUCCAUCGCCUCUAGCUACAUCUCGGCCGACCAGACUCAGAAAGCGGCCGAGCUACUGCAAGAGCUGUACCGCCAAAUCAUCAUGAAGGAUACCACCAACGCCGAGGUCGACAAGUUCGACCUCUCCUCGCGUGGUCGCGACAGCCUCGUGUUCCUCGCACAGCUCGAGUAUAGCCUGCGCCGCAACUCUGCAACAAUGACUGAGAUUCUGGCCACGUUGACCACGCAGUACGUCUACUUCGCCGAGCUCCGCGCCCUGCACAAGAGCAAGUCGAGCUCUUUCCAUCAGGUCACCGUCGCCACCGCCCGCCUCUACCACUGCCUGCUCAACAGCGAGCGCCUCUCCGCCGCCGCCCGCGUAUUUGGCGACUUCGCGCACUACUUCGGCCAGACGCAAGGCAAGCGCGUCCAUAUCCAAAAGGCGGAGCAGGUCAACAUUUUCCUCCAAACCCUUCUUCAGCACUUCAGCACGCACAGGUCACACAACUUUGUCCGGUCCGUGGGUAUUGCCGGAAACGAUGGAGUUGUCCAUCUUCUCCGUGCCCAGCGUUACGACACGGCGUGUGACCUGGCCCUCGCGACCUUUUCCUACAUUUCCGCCUCUGAUGAGUACCGCACACCCGUCAUCGCCAAGCUCGUCCUCACCCUGGGCAUGUCCAUUGCUGGCCGCGACCUCGAGCCCCAGCCCACCGGCGCGUGCCGCAAGAACAUGCUUGAAGCAUCGAGCACCAUUGUUCGCGACGUGCUCCACGUGCUGAGCGACCUCAAGGUCAGCAUCGAGCACAUCAGCCUCAACCAUCUAAACAAGAUGAUUGGCUUGCUCGGCGAGCAGCGCGACUACCGCACGCUCUCCUGGUUACUCACCAUCCUCUGGCACAGCCGCCAGGCCCAGAGCAACUGGAACCCGUCCAUCACGCUUUUGCUUGGCCAGCGGUACAUUCUCGCCCGCUAUCUCGUCGGCGAUUCCACCGCCGCGCUCCGUCUCGCGGAAGACAUCGUCUACAAUUGCCGUCGCGUGCACGGCACACGCCAUCCCGCGACGCUCCAGAUGUCCUCAUUCUUGACCCAACUGUACUCUAGCAUCGCCCAGCGCUACCAGAGCCAGAAGGCGGGCGGUCAGGAUAUGGCCAACCGCUACUACAAGAAGAGCGCGGCCGUGCACGAGAACAUUCUGCGCGUCUUCACCGAUCCGUCAUACGCCGAGAUGGAGGCGGGGCUUGAUGGCAGCAUUAGCCCCGACAGCGGCUCAAACUACGGCUUAGAUGCGGUAACUGACCUCCCCUCGCAGAGCAACCUCUCUGACGGACAGUACGCGCGCCAGCAUCUCCGUCUCCUUAAGCUUGCCAUCGAGCGUCUCGGAUCCUGGCCCAAGGAGUACCAGGAAUACGAACGCCUCAACGCCGAUAUCUUUAGGGAAUUCCCCAACGAACUCAAGGGAGUUGAGGGUGUUGAGAAGUGGAAUCUCAGCUCGUACGGCCACGGUAAGGCGGAGGCCGGAGACGAUCUCUUGGACCCCAACUUUGCUGAAUGGGAGUUGACGACUCAAGAAGACGGGUACAUGGAGGAUGAGUUGUAA